Messenger RNA from Oryzias latipes (Japanese medaka), 5692 nucleotides. RefSeq names its product adherens junctions associated protein 1 (gene ajap1). Gene Ontology annotation, cellular component: adherens junction; cell-cell contact zone; cytoplasmic side of plasma membrane. The record is from RefSeq and is a predicted model, not a curated record. Gene Ontology annotation, molecular function: beta-catenin binding. Lineage: Eukaryota; Metazoa; Chordata; Actinopteri; Beloniformes; Adrianichthyidae.
UUCUGUUUGGAAAAGGUUCCCUCGAUUCUGUUUGGAGAACGUCCUGAUGUUCCUAUCGGCUAUUGAUCUUGAGGAGCGGUGAUCACGUGAUGCUGACCUGGUGCCAGCAGCAUUCUGUCACUACAGAUGCACUAUUAUGGGAUGAUGGACGUGUUUCCAUGGAGACGAGUCAGCUGUGAGGCAGUGAUACGGGUGUGCUUUGGUCGACCGUCCCUCCAAAGGUCACGCGCUGCAGGUGAGCACAGGUGAUGUCCCGGGUAUGACAGGCUGGCGUUUAGUGACGUCACGACAGCUGGUUCGUCAGUCAGAAAGGCGGGGAGCUGCGGGAGGAGAGCGGCCGUCCUCCCCCCACCCCCUCCCCACCCUCAUCCCUUUUUUCAGGAGCCUUUUUUUCUCUCUCAACUUUCUCCAUCCGCGCGCGCCGCGAACACAUCCAGCCGCGUGAGUGGAUAACGAGGACCCCCCGCCUGUGGAGACUGGCUUCCCACGCGCGGGUGCUGGUGUUUCUGGAUGUCCACGGUUGGAGAUGCGCUGUCAUUCACCGGUGAGCGUCAUGCCGGCUCCCGCCGCUUCCUCCGUCCUUUCUGCCGGUUCGGUGGGACCGUUUCACGUGCGGGGAGGUAAAGUUUGAGAGCAGCUCCUCCGGUUCCGGCUCACCUGGCCGCCCGCUCCGCGGACAGAAGAACUCCCACUGUCAGAACUGCUGAACUGCUGCUCCGCUAUUCAGACGGAUUUCUUUGUGCGCAAUGUUGACGGGGACGGCGUGAGGGAUGUUCGCGCGGACGGUUGGAGCGAGCCCGGAACUGGACGGUUCCGUCCGCCUCUGUUAAGCCGAAUUUCGUGGACUUUGGUGGAAACUCUGAAUCCAGAUGGGAGGAUUCCCGGAGGACUGAGGCGGAUCCGACAGGCAAGAAAAAUGUGGAUAAAACGGAGUGUUACGCGCAGUCAGACCGCCCUGAGGCCAGGCGGCUGUGUGGGGCGCCGGGUGUGGAUCCUGCUGGCCAUGACUCACUUCACCCUGGACUUCUCCGCCUGCAGCCCCCUCAGUCAGGGGGGCAAGCUCACAUCCAAAGCAGCGCCCCGCUCUCGCCCUCGCCUGCAGCCCCUUUGGGAUAUGCCUAAUAAGCUUCAAUGGAGAACAGUGAGCCCUUUGGCCCGUCGGUUCCUCCACCCUGUUCCUCCACCCCAGGACAACAGGUUGGGGGCGGCACAGAAGGUCAAGAAUCAGAGGUUCCAUAAGGCGGCACAUAAAGGACCGACGGUGUGUAAGGAGUGCCCUUUGGGAGACUCUCGGAUGGAGACGGCUGAUCCUCUGACUGGAAGGGAGGAGGUUCCUGCAGCUCCACCCAGGAGGAGGUUCUUCAUCAGAGCUCGGCGGCAGCUCAAGUGGGACAGCUACGACCGUUCUCAGGAGGGCCGGACCACCACGGUGCCAGGAUUUAUUGACUGGGGGCCAACAGGGACAGACAGCGUAGACGACGAUGGCAAAAGGGGGCCCAAUGUAACGCUGUCCACCAGAGCCUCGUCUGUCACCACGGCAACAACCGCUGGCACCACCCCCAGGCUCUCACAAAGGACGUUAACUGUGGUGACCACACCAGAGUCCAGGAGCACCACCAAAUCCCCCCACAGCCACUCAGAGACUGCCACACCACCAAGACAUGGGGACCCCCCAGGUUUGGCAGUUCAUCAGAUAAUCACCAUCACUGUGUCUCUUAUCAUGGUCAUUGCAGCCUUGAUAACUACACUUGUCCUUAAAAACUGCUGUUCGCAGUCUGCAAACGGGCGCCACAAUAGCCAUCAGCGGAAGAUCCACCAGCAAGAGGAAAGCUGCCAGAACCUGACGGACUUCACCCCGGCCCGGGUGCCCAGCAAGGUGGACAUCUUCACUGCCUACAACGACAGCCUGCAGUGCUCGCACGAGUGCGUCCGGACGGCCGUGCCCAUCUACACGGACGAGAUGAUCCAGCAGACGCCCGUCUACAAGACUGCCUACAACGGGAACAGGCCCUCUCCCACCGAAAGGCAACUGAUUCCUGUGGCCUUUGUGUCGGAGAAAUGGUUCGAGAUCUCUUGUUGAUGACCUGGAGGCCUUGAUGAUGUUCUGUUGGAAUGAAAGACAUCUACUGGGGAUCUCCUGGGAAACAAGAAACCCACAAAGCGACUCUUUUUGUAAAAUAGUGUGUGCACUUCUUGGAGGAUGCUGAAGAUUUUUAUUUUUCUAGAGAUUAGAGUUAAAGCAGCUCCAGCGCUGCCGCUCCGUCUCUCCAGGAUCCUGCAGUCAUGUAGAUUUAGGUCAUGUAAAGAUAGAGGAGAAGGAGGCAGACUGUGGUCGUCACGGACGUCCGGGGAGAAGACAGGAGCCUGCAGAGCUGCUUUGGCUGGAAGAUGAACUGUUUCCUGAACAAUGUGCCAAUAAUGCCAAUAUGUGCCACGCCAUGAAGAGAGUCGGACACGGAAGGACUGCGCUGGGAGGGAUGUGGGAACGCCACAUCGACUCCUGCUACGCCGUGGUGUUUUUAUAUGUUUUUUAAAGAAAUGUGAAAGUUCAAAAGGCGAGAAAUGUGUUUGAAAAUAUGUGAAAUCAUUUUAAGAAAUGUGUUUCAAAAGAGUCUAAAAGAUAUUUAUAUGAAUCAUUAUUCUGUCCGUGUGUUGUGGAGCGGUAAAGGCUUUAUUAGAAAGUUGACUUAGACAAUUAUUUAUAUCGGCCACAUUUGAAAUCUUGAGAAAUAUAGUUAUUAUAUUUAUUUUUGUAUACAGAUGAUUAUGUCGGCCCAGCCCUCCGCUAAAACCGCUGGGCACCACAUCAUCUCGCUCUGAGCGGACUGUGUUCCCCCUCAGUUUACCGUCCAAACACCUGGAAGAUGCUGCAGCAGCAUUAACCGCUUUCACGCUGCUGCAACACAGGUAACUGUGCAAAGCAUGCUGGGACUUUCCUGUGGUCUCAGGUGAGCGUGGGCCAGAGUUCAGAUAAAACCUUCAAGUGGGAGAUUCUAAAGCCAAAUUCUAGGAAAUGAAACAUCAUGAGAGUAGGUCCAGAUCAAGGUAGACCAGGUCCAGUCCAGGUCCAGAUCAAGGUAGACCAGGUCCAGUCCAAGGCUGGAGUAGGUCCAGUCCAGGUCCAGAACAAAGUAGUUCUAGUUCAGUUCAGGUCCAGUCGAGGUCUAGAAUCCUGGCUGACUGUUUCCAGUACCGCAGGGGUUUUCUGCCCAAACGCUGAGGGGCGGGGCUACUUCACAGUCUGUCAAAAUAGAUCCAUGACUCCCCCCCUCCCCCCAGAGCUUUGUACCGGGCAUUCAGAAAAAUCUCUCUGCAUUCUCACCUGUCCGUCAAAUCAAGUCCCGCCCCUGGCUGGUUGUGUGGGAGCCUCUGGUUGGUUCUGACCGUCAGGCUGACCUUCGCUGGCCCUGCGCUUCUGCUGGGUCACAGGUUUGAGUCCAAGCAGUUUUACUGGGUGGCAGACUGGAAGUCCAGGCAAAGCGCCCCCCCCCCCCUCGGUGGACCAGUCUGUGUGAGCGUAUAAAAAACACUGUGGUGCAAAUCUGCUGUUUUGGCCCCCAUCACCCCGCCAUGAGCGGCCCGCCCCAGCCUGGCGUGGGCGGGUCACAUCCUUAACGUUUUUUUGAUGGAGAGCGUCCAGAGCGUCGUGGCCGCUGCUGUAUAUUACACAGGUGUACAUGUAUUUUCUAUAUAUUUGCUUGUCUUUGUGCACAGGUUUGUUCUGUUUUUGCUGACCUCUUUCUGUUUGGAAAAGGUUCUGGUUCUGGCCCGGUUGGGGACAGUGUCCUUGUUUACAUGUGUCUCUGCGGUAUUUUCUUUGGAAAUGUGCCACUUUCCAGCAGGACUUGUAUUAUAACUUCAGCCAAGCGAAUCAAACUCCAGUGAACGCAGUAGUGGAUUAAAGAAGGGGGGGCUGUUGGGAUCGGGUUCGGGGUUCUGCUUUUGUCCCGGUCCGCUGGAAAAUAAGCCCUUAUUGGCUUCUUUCAAAGGGGGUGGGGGUUUUAACAGAAUCCAGAACAGGAAGUGCAGCGGCAGAUCCAGGAGAGGAGCUGAGGUCGAUCUGGAGGCGUGGCGUCCGUGUGAACGUGAAGCUCCGCACUGACUGGAAUCAAACCUCCGUCCUCUGAGGUUAGUGCUGAACACUGACAUGGCCUCCAAGAAAACACAGAAUAAGUGCGUCGGUCUGGACUGAGAUGGAGCAAAGUCCUGUUUCCGGGCGUGUCAGGACCCUCACCCCGGUCCCACCUGCAGGGAGACCUUCUGAAGCCUCGGCUUCGGUUCUGCUUCGGUCACCAUGGAGCUUCUGGAAAAUGAAUCACCUCUCACCUUUCUCUGUUCCACUUUGCUGCUGAGAAUUUUUGACAAUCUGCAUGACAGCAUCUUUGUCCUUUUUGUUUCUUUGCUAAAGAGAAAACCUCUGCAGACUCUCCUCACCCUGAUCCCUAGAUGUGAACGUUAGCUCAGAUGUUUGGGUCUGGUUUAUGUUGGCGAGCAGCUGCAGGCGGGAAGAAGCCUUACGUUCAGGAGACCACGGCCGCGAGGCGAGAACAGCCGAGGAUGUCGGCCCUAAAACGCUGAUGAAGCUGAGGAAACGACCCCACACCUCUGAAAGCAUGAAUGUGCUUUCCUGCUGAACGGCAACCAAUGAAAAGGUGGUAAUACUGGACUGAGGAAGCUGCAGAGGGCGGGGCUUUCCCGUUUGUGCCUCUUUGUUGACCCGCAAAACGCCACUCUCCUUUCAGCACCAAGCAGUUAUCCGUCAGGGAGGCUCCGGCUGCCAACAUGAAGGAUGUCCGGCGUUUCUGCGAGCCGUGACUGCUGUUUGCGUGUCAGACGUACGUCCGUGUUCUCGGUCGACGGUGAUUGAAUAUUUCCAAAAUCUGAUCCCCACUUCCUGCCGGCCUGAGGAGAGGCGGAGCGGCUCAUGACGUGGUUUAAUUAAAGCGUGCGGCCGUCCGCUUUGUCCAGGAGACCAUCAAUCUUUCUGAACCCAUUUCAUCGCUUACCUUCCUUUUCUUUUCCCUCAUGAGUCCAGCAGGAUCACACACUGUGCGCUUACGGGGGGGGGGGGCAACGCGGCUCGGUACCGCUCCACCAUUUCCACUUCUUAAGUGUCGGUGCUUCUCCACGCUGUCGGACACGGAACAGACCACUCCUGUGGCGAUCAGAAACGCCUCCAUCCACAUAUGCUUAGACAGCAGCACACGCAGAAGACCCCCAACACACUCCAGAGGUCAGAGGUGAUCGGGUUUAGAUGUUUCAUGUUGUUCAGGGUAGAGAUGUCCACCGUCAAUCACAAACCAUUCUGACCAUAAACAACCUAAAGUUGUGUUGUUGCCAUAAAACUGAAGAGUUUGUACUUUGUGACUCUUUAACCUUUUAUAAUUGUGUUUAAUAUAUCAAUGAGUACCUCUGUUAACUUUUGUAUAAGAUCUAUAAUCUAUAAUCUCACGUCCACCGGAGAGCAGCUCCAGCCCGCCGCUGUGACGCCUUCCUGUUGUAGAAUUUCAUUUUCAGUCGUCUGAACCCCAUUUUUCUUUUGGUAGUUUCUGGUAAACAUUCAGACUUUCAGGUGACUUUGAUUUGUAGUACUAAGCUCUGUAUUUGCAAGCACUGUAAAUGCGAUUCUCAUUGGAUUUGUCUUCUGUACAUUUAGUACUCUGAUGUUACUCUUAAUAAAAGGUUGAAAAUA